AAAAGAUCUGGAUAGUUAAAGUUUCAUUCGCGCUCUUGAAAACGGUACAUGUGCAAGGAAUCCGGCGAAUUUAGCGGAACACACUGCGGAGCUCAUGUGUACAUAGAGUGUCACUCGUUUGCCUUUUGCAGUUUCUGUGCAGUAGAUUUAGCAACCGUUUGGGGAAAACGGGCAUGGCCACGACGAUACCGCUUCUCAGCUAUCUCCUUGGUGUCAUCCUUUUCGCAACGCUGCCGUAUGCAUCCGGCCUAGUUUACCCCACAGAUGCUUCCGGAAAGCCCCUCCCAAACUCUAUUCAAACAUACUACAUAGAUGCCUUGAAUCUCUGGCGAAACCGGGACCUCUACCAAUCGGGUCUAGAUGAUCUGAAUCCAGCUGUCAAGCGCGUGGCACGUCUCGGCAAUGCUUCCGUAGACGAUCAAACUGUGUACACUGUGACGGCCAAGAAUAAAAGUCAGUUGGCGCCUUCCAACAACCCGCACGAUUAUUACUCUCUUGCACGAUAUUUUUGGCCAAAUAAUCUGACCGUGAACGGACUCCCAUAUGUGCGAAUAGAUGGACGGCUAAACCCCGAGUCGACGCAGGUGGCAGAUGAGGCGUGGUUGUCCAAGGUUGUAGAGGAUGUCUGGAAUGCAGGAUUAGCUUGGUUUUGGACGGGGGAUGUGAGAUAUGCUGAUGUGGGAGUGAAGAGGCUUCGUCAAUGGUUUCUGGACGACGCCACGAGAAUGAAUCCGACCUUGGAGUUUGCUGAGGUAGUGAAAGGCAGAACGGCUCCGCAGACGGUGACCAUCCCUAGCAACAUUCCGCCCGGCUGGCCAGGAACAACAACAGAUGAUGUGUGGGAUCAUAUUCCUGUUGGGUGGCCAGGGCGCCCUGCAGGAGUAGCCAGAAUAAAGCGCCAGGUUCCUGCUACGUCGAUCACGUUCGCGCCCUAUAAUGGCAGUCUUAUGGCCAUGUCAACGUUCUAUGAAUUAAUCGACGGUGUCAGUCUCUUGCGUACUUCCCCGUCUUUAACAUCUAAAGACCUUGCCUCCUUCACAAACUGGACGACCGCAUACCUACAAUGGCUACAAACUUCUCCACGGGGACAGUACGAGUCCUCGCGCACCGAUUACCGCGGCGUCUGGUACGAUGUCCAAGAAGUCAGCCUGCUUCUUUAUUUAAAUCGCACAAACGAUGCAUCUCAAGUUUUACGGAACCGGUCGUCAUACCGGAUUGCUACUGCUAUUUCACCAAACGGGAAUAUCCCAGUCGAACUGGCCAAAACUUCCAGUUGGGAAUCAUCUGUUACCUUUGUUCAAGGUUUAUUUGCAUUAGGAACGCUAUCUCAAAACGGAGGGUUAGAGGUGGACCUCUUUACCGUCAGCACCAGCGACGGACGAAACAUACAGCGUGCACUGGACUUCUUGUACCCCUUUGCCCUCGUAAAUGGAAGUGGAUGGCCAGUGCCUUCCAACCGGGCUUUUCAAAAUGGUGAAGCGAUAACACAGCUAUGUAAAGAAGCCUGGGUGGUGUACGGUGACCAGAAAUACCAGCGAGCCGUGCAAACAUUGCAAGGUGGAAACCCUGAAACGUGGAACCCGAGUAGGUUGUGGGCACCUUAUCUGGCAUUUGAUGCGGCUGUUGAGGCGGCCGCGUGGAAAGGAGCUGUCGCCAAUUGGCGACUGGUUCUCGGGAUGAUGGUACUGAGCAUAGUAGGGAUUGGAUUUUCAACGGCGUAGGAAAAAUGUGCACUGGACUGUGUUUUAUCUGUAAAUUGUAUAGCAGCUACAAGGCUCAUGUAAUUUAAUGCGUACAUGUAAACUUAAAAAUGUGUGUCAAUAUAUAUCAAUCGGUACUGGCAAAAAGGAUA
Messenger RNA from Spizellomyces punctatus DAOM BR117, 1852 nucleotides. RefSeq lists its product as uncharacterized. NCBI's taxonomy places the organism in Eukaryota, Fungi, Chytridiomycota, Chytridiomycetes, Spizellomycetales, Spizellomycetaceae. Gene Ontology annotation, cellular component: periplasmic space. Gene Ontology annotation, molecular function: lyase activity. The transcript has 2 exons. The record is from RefSeq and is a predicted model, not a curated record. Bases 174 to 1721 code for a protein of 515 amino acids.